Molecule: messenger RNA, 1338 nt
Organism: Hevea brasiliensis (rubber tree)
Lineage: Eukaryota; Viridiplantae; Streptophyta; Magnoliopsida; Malpighiales; Euphorbiaceae
Exons: 1
Coding region: 473-1045 (190 amino acids)
Source: RefSeq, a predicted model, not a curated record
AAAUCGGCUAAAGUAGUUAGAAUUACGAAAAAAAAAAAAAAACCAAAUCCGUAUAUCGGGGUUGCUUUCGGCAUCCCGAAACAGUCUUACUGACACAUCUCUCUCUUUCUCCAUAAAAUUCCCGCCUUUUCCAUCCAAAGCCACGUCACUUCCUUAUCCUUUCACUUUCAACGUGGCACUCGUUGCCACGCUGUCAUCUGUUUCCGACCAUUCCGAUCACAUCAUACGGCUCUCAAUCCAUCUAAUCGAACCACAAAAUCUGAGCAGGACCCACCUACCAAAUACAAAAUUUAAGAAAAUAAAAAAAAAUUUCCAGACUGUUCUUGCCCACGCUGAUGCGUGCUCUUGUACAAGAAGAGACAAAGAGUAUUUAUAGAACCUAACAAACCAUACGGCUCUUUCACUCUGCAGUCGUCGUCGUCUUCUUCUUCUUCUUCUUCUUUUUUUCUUUUCCUUUUCUCAUCUCAAACUCAUGGAGGAUCCCAGAAAGAGAGAAGGGUUUGAUGAUGGGGGCGACUUGGCCUUCAAAAAGUCUCCGACUCGGACGCUUCCUGACACUUCCGGCGAUCUGGGUGAGGAUAUUUUAGCUUGGCUUUCAAUGGAUGAUGAAACCAUAGAUGAACUCAUGAAGUUUCUUGACACGCACCCUGAAGGAGCUUCUGCAACUUGUACUAGUACUACAAGGGUCAAGUUCAUUGAAAAUCCCUACUCUUCACCUUUGAUUUUUCAGUCUUCUUCUUCUUACAUCACCAUCAACGGCAACGAGGAGAGCUGUGGCUCUUCUUUCUCUGACUGGGAGUCGUCGGUCAUGGCCAGCGUAGACAUGGGUGGGAUUCUAAAUGUUGGAAAGUCCUGUGGCAUUGAUGGGUUUUGUGAGUUUUUUCAAGCGGGAAAGGGAGGCGCGUGGGGUUCAAAUGAGGACGGGCGUGGGUUGAUGGUGGCAGAGGAGGGCGGCGUUGUUGACGGAUCGAUUGAAGGGUAUGAAUAUGAUGGGGUGGACGGUGAGAGUCUGGCGAGGUUUCUAGGAGAAGGAUUUAUUGACUGACCAUUGAGUAAACGUGAAUACUCAAUUAUUUAUUUUUAUUAGGGUUUUUGGUUGGUGGUGGCGGUGGUGGUUAAGGUCAAAUGUGAAGUUGUUAGUAACACAAAAGAAUACAGUAAUAUACACAAAAACGAUGUAAUAGAGCAAAGCAGAAGCAAGCAGCUGCCCUUUUUGUGGAAUGCUAAACCCAAAUGGUUUCCUCUCUCUCUCUUGCAUCUUGCAGCUAGCUUUUGUAAUCACUAAUUAGUAAUUAGUGCUUUGAAUCCUUGCAUAAUUUAACACUUCAAUUAUGGAUA